CUCUGUAUCUGGUUGUUGUUGAAGCACUUUGAGGCAACCUCUAGGAAGUGAUAUAAUUGUUCAUUUGCGGUGUUUUAUGUUGGUUCAUAUGAUGAAAUUGUAAAAUGGCUGGAUAAUUUCUCGUGUCUUUUACUUUUUGAGCACUGCUACUUGAAAAUGCGCCGACUACUUCGAGUCAGUUUAUUUUCGCAAGUUGUCAAUUCACUGCGUGGAAGUGUGUGGCGUAAUUGUCUAGCAAAGCAGGAAGGGGAAAAUGCUCGCACUCUGAGUGAACGCUUGGGCUGGAGUGACUGGUCGUUUGUGUUCUCAUGAUUUGAAGAAUUUGCUUCAAAUCAGUAUUGCAAAUACCAUAAGUUCUUAUCUUAGGGAUUUGCACUGGUAUUGGGACCCUUUCUGAGCCCUAAGUAUAUGUGGAGCUGGGCAUGUUCGAGGAAUUGUUUCUUAGAUGUUGUCACGUUCAUGGCAGUAGGAACUUUUGUAUCAUAGAGGGACCUGAAACAGUUGAAGGUUUUGCAAAAAUGGAACUGCAAGAAAUUCAAGAGAACAUUCGAAGUCGUCGGAACAAAAUUUUCUUGCAUAUGGAAGAGGUUCGUCGGCUGAGGAUACAGCAGAGAAUAAAAAAUGCUGAACUUGGAAUUUCAAAGGAAGAGCGAGAAAACGAACUACCCAAUUUUCCAUCAUUCAUUCCAUUUUUACCCCCCCUGACUUCAGCGAAUCUGAAGCUCUACUAUGUUACAUGUUCUUCUCUAAUUAUUGGCAUAGUGCUAUUUGGAGGCCUAUUAGCACCCACGCUUGAGCUGAAGCUGGGACUAGGAGGCACAUCAUAUGUAGAUUUUAUCCGUAGUAUGAAUCUUCCAAUGCAACUAAGUCAGGUUGAUCCGAUCGUGGCAUCUUUCUCCGGAGGAGCAGUCGGGGUGAUCUCGGCGCUAAUGGUUGUUGAAGCAAACAAUGUAAAGCAACAGGAGCAUAAAAGAUGUAAAUACUGUCUUGGCACUGGAUACUUGGCCUGCGCUCGCUGCUCAAACACGGGAGCUCUUGUGCUGACCCAGCCAGUAUCAACCUUAAGUGGUGGAGAUCAGCCCUUGUCGCCACCAAAGACUGAAAGAUGCCAAAAUUGUUCGGGGUCGGGAAAGGUUAUGUGCCCUACAUGCCUUUGCACUGGUAUGGCAAUGGCAAGCGAACACGACCCACGAAUAGACCCCUUUGAUUAGACUUCGGUUUUGCAUAGUCAAAUAUAUAUGUGUAUGUAUGUAUAUAUCUAUAUAUGCAUCAGAACUUUGUGUGCGGAGGACUUCACACUCCUUGAAGGGAUAGAGAAAUGUAAUCCCUUACCUUUUUGUACGAUGUAACUGUAUCCGAGCUAUAUUUCAUGUUGGAUUGAGCAUUGGUCUGGAUGUUAUAACUGUACCUUCUAGGGAAAUUUCUCAAGUUUUGAUUAAUGGUUCAUUGAAUCUAA
Messenger RNA from Cucurbita pepo subsp. pepo (vegetable marrow), 1456 nucleotides. RefSeq names its product protein ORANGE-GREEN, chloroplastic. Lineage: Eukaryota; Viridiplantae; Streptophyta; Magnoliopsida; Cucurbitales; Cucurbitaceae. The record is from RefSeq and is a predicted model, not a curated record.